Postia placenta MAD-698-R-SB12 is the source of this 1500-nucleotide messenger RNA. RefSeq lists its product as hypothetical. Lineage: Eukaryota; Fungi; Basidiomycota; Agaricomycetes; Polyporales; Adustoporiaceae. The transcript is spliced from 5 exons. Bases 1 to 1500 code for a protein of 499 amino acids. The record is from RefSeq and is a predicted model, not a curated record.
AUGUCUGCAGAACCCCUCACCGCCAUCGUCCUUGAUCUUGGGGACGUCAUGUUCUCAUGGUCCCCCGAGACGAAGACAAAGAUAUCUGGCAAGACAUUGCACCAGAUCCUCUCCGACCUCACAUGGCUCGACUACGAGUGCGGCCGUAUCAGUGCCGAUGAGUGCCACACACGCAUCGGCCAAGCUUUCUCCCUCGACCCCGCCGACAUUGCGGAGGCGUUUAGGCAGGCCCGUGACUCGCUGACACCCAACCAUGAGCUGCUCUCUCUAGUCAGCGACCUCAAGGCGCAAUCCGGUGGCACACUCCGCGUGUUCGCGAUGUCGAACAUCUCCGCACCCGACUACGAGUUCCUUCGCGUCACGAAGCACAUCAACUGGGACAUCUUCGACAAGGUGUUCACCUCGGCAGCUGCAGGGGAGCGGAAGCCCAACCUCGCCUUCUACACCCAUGUCAUCUCGGAGUCGGGAUUGGACCCUUCUCGCGCCGUCUUCAUCGACGACAAGGUCGAAAACGUGCUCUCGGCACGAUCGCUUGGCUUCCACGGCAUUGUCUUCGAGGACUCAAUAGCCGUCAUGCGGCAAUUGCGGAAUCUCUGCGGAUCGCCCUCGAAGCGAGCUUGGGAGUUUCUCAGAGCUAACGCUGGACGUCUCCAUUCGGUAACGAACAGCGGAGUAGAGCUCAAGGAGCAUUUCGCUCAAUUGCUCAUCCUUGAGGCGACUCAUGACGCCUCUCUCAUUUCCAUCCCAGAGCCGCCAUCACACACCUGGAACUUCUUCCGUGGCCGCAAGGGUGUCCUCACGAAGACCGACUUCCCGGAUGACCUGGAUACGACCUCGCUUGGGCUGACCAUAAUGGGGGCAUCAGAAGACGUCAAACACUCCAUUCUUGACCAAAUGCUGCAGUAUAGGAAUCCUGAUGGCAUCGUACAGACAUACUUCGACCACACGCGCCCACGACUCGACGCAUGCGUGUGCGUCAACGUACUCAACCUCUUCUACACCAACGGCCGCGGGGCGGAGUUGCAGCGCACGCUUGAUUGGGUGUACCACGUCCUCGUGCAUCGCGCGUACCUCGACGGCACGCGUUACUACACGACGGCCGAGUGUUUCCUCUUCUUCAUCGGGCGCCUGCUCUCUGCCAGCACCGAUGCCGACCUUCAUGCAAAGCUCGAGCCAGUCUUCCGGGAGCGCGUGCGCGAGCGCAUCGGCGCGGACGGCGACGCGCUGGCGCUGGCGAUGCGCAUCAUCGCAGGCGCAACGGUGGGCAUCGAGAACGCCGUGGACACUCGGAAGCUGCUCUCGAUGCAACUUGCUGACGGUGGCUGGGAGGAGGGCUGGGUGUACAAGCUCGUCGCGGCGAAGACGCUCAUCGGCUGCCGAGGGCUGACGACGGCACUCGCUCUGCAAGCCAUCACUUUGCCUGCACCUUCCUCGCAAGCACCGGUUCCAUUAGAGGCCCGAAUUACGUCUUGGUGCGGUAAAAUCACCAUUUCUUGGUGA